AUGGAGAUACGCACGGAGGGCGCACCGUUGUCCGACGCGUUGGAUACACAACCUACCGAACCCCUAAAACGAGUCCGCCGCUGGCACCACCGAGGAUUUACAGGCUGUUCCACCUGUCGCCGCCGCCAUGUUCGCUGCGACGAGGCAUCUCCCGCCUGUAAUAACUGCAUCCGUCUUGGGCGCGAGUGCGAUGGCGCGCAAGGGCGGAUGACCUUCAAGGUUUACGGAGUCUCUCAGACAUCGACGGAUUCAUCGCCAGAGUCGUCCAGGGCACCGAAGAGACGGAACAACAUUUCAACAUCCAGCCCAGAGUCAAGCGAUGCUUCUGCGGUCUCCCCUGAUGGGGAGAGGGAAGAUGUUGACAUCAAGAAAACCUGCAACGCGAUGGUCGCCCCCACAACGUUAGCACAAGCAACAACCAAAUUCCGCUUCCAGGAUCCUAUUACCUCGAUCAGUAUCGCGAAAUCGAUCCAGCGCAAUGAGGAGCGUUAUCUCACUCACUUUGCGGAUCAGGUAUCAACCUUCCUGAUGAUCUACAACACCCCCCACAAUGCCAAUCCCUACCGCACACAUUUCCCGGAUUUCGCCCGAUCGUCUCCAACAAUGGUCAAUGCAAUGCAGGCAUUGGGCGCAUUACAUCUCGCGAAUACAUCGGUGGGGUCGCAGCGGAAUAGGCAUUUCCAGCAGGCAAUGGGCAAAUACGGUGUGGUGGUGAAGGGCUUCCGCGCGCGAUACUCAGAUCCCAGCCAGCAGCUUGGGUUAACGGAUUUCGCGACGUGCCUAUUACUUUCCUUAUUCGAAAUGAUGGAUUCCCAACACCACAACUGGGCAGUACAUCUCAAAGGAGCGCGCGAAAUCUACAACCUUCUCUUCUACCCGCAACCCGGAGACUCGGCGCGUGAAGAACAACGCGUCGCCGAGAUGAACCACCCGCUCCGCCCGUUCCUCGUCUCCCUACUCUCGUAUCUCGAUGUGGCGGGAGCAUGCGCAAUUCCCGGCGGUACCGUGGUCGAAGGUAAUUACUGGACGACCAUGGGUGGAGGGUGGGAAUACAAUCUUGGGACGCCAAGCUUAUUGUCAACGAUCCCCGACAACCCACGUCUGAGCGAGCUGCGGCAGGCAUGGUCAAGCCUGAUGGAAGUGCAAGCAUCUAUCAGCACAUUUGCAUCGGACAAGAAAACAUGGAUGACAAUCGAGCAGUCAGACGAGACGUAUAAAGACAUCUUCAAUCAGCUGGUUGUAUGGCGUGCCAUGACCCCGCCGUGUCUACAGCUUCUCGCCGAUCUGGAUGACGAGAGUCUUGCUCAGUAUCCGUAUCCUGAUGUUCUUGAGUAUGCGGGCUGCAUUGAAGCAUACGAGAAGGCGACAUUCGUUCAUCUGCUCCAGGUCGCUGGAGCUGGGCGUGUCGGUUGGAUCAAUGAUUGGACGUAUAUGGACAUGCUUAUCAAUCGGAUUCUUCUACUGGCAUACAAAUUGCCAAAAGAUAUCGGCCAAUUGGCUUUCCUGUGGCCGCUUUUCAUUGCUGGGCAGGAGACCCGGAAUGAGUCUGAGCAAAAAUACAUUCGUCAAACUAUGGAAGAGUUGAAGCGGUUUGGUUUCAGGAAUGUCGACAAAGCACUCGAGAUCCUAGAAGGGGUCUGGUUCAAACGACGCUCCUUUCCUAGAGGUUGGAUCCAGACCUUGGAAGAAGUUCAGACGAAUAUCCUUCUUCCUUGA
Messenger RNA from Penicillium expansum, 1716 nucleotides. RefSeq names its product Zn(II)2Cys6 transcription factor. Gene Ontology annotation, cellular component: nucleus. Gene Ontology annotation, molecular function: zinc ion binding; transcription cis-regulatory region binding; DNA-binding transcription factor activity, RNA polymerase II-specific. The coding region runs from base 1 to 1716 and encodes 571 amino acids. NCBI's taxonomy places the organism in Eukaryota, Fungi, Ascomycota, Eurotiomycetes, Eurotiales, Aspergillaceae. Gene Ontology annotation, biological process: positive regulation of transcription by RNA polymerase II. The record is from RefSeq and is a predicted model, not a curated record. The transcript is spliced from 3 exons.